Messenger RNA from Ilyonectria robusta, 1362 nucleotides. RefSeq lists its product as uncharacterized. NCBI's taxonomy places the organism in Eukaryota, Fungi, Ascomycota, Sordariomycetes, Hypocreales, Nectriaceae. The transcript is spliced from 3 exons. The record is from RefSeq and is a predicted model, not a curated record. Bases 154 to 1173 code for a protein of 339 amino acids. Gene Ontology annotation, cellular component: fungal-type vacuole membrane.
GCUUGCCUCCUUUCGACUCCACGACAUCCGACCGUCACAUCCUCUGCCUUGGUUUAUUUUUUCAGUCUUGCCCCUUGCCGUCGGUUGAUCCUAUACCCCCGGGGCGAGAACCCUCUCAGACACCGACAGACACAGACGCCCUUUAUCGAAACCAUGUCGGACAAGCCGGAGUACAACCAGGCCGAGAAUGGCGUCGCUGUCAAGUCCAAGAAGAAGACCGUCGCACGACACUGUAAGCGGUUUUGGUGGGUAUAUGUUAUCCUCUUCAUCGGCUUUGUCGUAGUGGCUGUCCCCUUGACCAUCUUCGUCAUUGUGCCCAAGAUUGCUCAAAGCAAGAUGAACGCGGCUCAUCUUGAGAUCCAAGGCGUCAACAUUCUCCAGACUGAGAGCAACGCCUACCACAUGGAGAUCAACUCCACCAUCAAGACUGAUGGGUCCAUCAAGGCCAAUAUCGAUGCCUUUGAAGGCGAGAUGUACCUCGAGGACUAUGAGCCGCACACCGCAUUCGCGACUCUCCUGUUCCCGAAAACCAAUGCCAACAAGCACCAAGUCGUCAACGUCAGCCAGGAGAUCAAGAUCACCGACAUGACGGCUUUCACCCGCUUCAACGUCUGGUUCCACAACAACGAGACCGUACGGAUCACCAUCAACGGCAGGACAAAGGUCAAGCCACAUGGCCUGGACCGCAAGUACGGCGUCACCUUCAAAAAGACCUUGACCAUCAACGGCCUAAAUAACUUCAAUGGCACCGAGGUCACCGACGGACACAUCUCGCUCGAGAAUGACGACAACGGCCGCAACUUCAACGGCACCGCCAACAUCCCCAACAACUCCGUCUUCACCCUGGACAUUGGAAAUGUUUCUUUUACCAACUUCGUUGGCGACGAAAACGUUGGUACCCUGUAUAUCCAAGAUUUGCUCCUCAAGCCUGGCGACAACGUCCUCAACAUCACGGCGACCAUGGAUCAGCUUGCGAUCCUCUCUGCUGUUCGCAAGAAGCCAUACUGCAACACAGGUAUCCUCCCAUUUAAGUUGCUAGGCAAGUCGGUGGUGAACAAUGGUGAUGAUCUGAGCUACUUUGCCGCCGCUCUUGCCAGCACCAACCAGACCGUUAAUAUCGACAUCGGAUCCAUUAUUAAGAAUGACUUGGGGACCACGGUCAAGUGUGCGUAAGACUAGGCUGAUGCAGUUGGUCGUAUGCUGUCUAUAUUAAUUUAGGUUGUUGUCGUUUUGAUUUCCGGGAAAGUAGAGGAGACCAUCAGGAAGGGCUUUGUAUAUGAUUGCUGGUGCAUCUUGCAGUGUAUCGCGCGCUGGUAGGGCGGAGGUCGAGGAAUAAUAUCAGACAGGUGAUGGUCAAGCGAC